Messenger RNA from Lonchura striata (white-rumped munia), 5194 nucleotides. NCBI's taxonomy places the organism in Eukaryota, Metazoa, Chordata, Aves, Passeriformes, Estrildidae. The record is from RefSeq and is a predicted model, not a curated record.
GGGACGGAGCGGGGCUGCGGCACUGCUGUGUAACGGGCCGCUCUCCCUGGGGAGGCUGCCUGCUGUUUCCCGGGGAGAUCAUGAAACGCCAGCGGCUUCCUAGCAGCAGCGAGGACUCUGACGACAAUGGCAGUCUGUUUACCUGGUCCCAGCAUUCCAGAUCUCAACGUCGCAGGACUUCAUGUUCCAGAGAUGAGGACCGGAAACCUUCUGAGGUGUUCAGAACGGACCUGAUCACUGCCAUGAAGUUACAUGACUCCUUCCAGCUGAACCCUGAUGAAUACUAUGUGCUGGCAGAUCCCUGGAGGCAGGAGUGGGAAAAGGGAGUUCAGGUGCCAGUUAGCCCAGGGACCAUCCCAGAACCAGUAGCCAGAGUGGUGUCCGAGACUAAAGCCGUCACCUUCACGCGGCCCAGGAAAUUCAUCGUGUCCUCGGGCGCGGAGCCGCCGGAGCUGGGCUACGUGGACAUCCGGACCCUGGCAGACAGCGUGUGCCGCUACGACCUCAACGACGUGGACGUGGCAUGGCUGCAACUUGCCAAUGAAGAAUUCAAAGAAAUGGGGAUGCUGGAGCUGGAUGAGUACACCAUGGAAAGGGUGAUGGAGGAGUUUGAGCAGCGCUGCUACGAUAACAUGAACCACGCCAUCGAGACGGAGGAAGGGCUGGGGAUUGAAUACGAUGAGGAUGUUGUCUGUGACGUCUGUCAGUCUCCAGAUGGAGAGGAUGGCAAUGAAAUGGUGUUCUGUGACAAAUGCAAUAUUUGUGUGCACCAGGCGUGCUAUGGGAUCCUGAAGGUGCCCGAGGGCAGCUGGCUGUGCCGGACCUGCGCGCUGGGCGUCCGGCCCAAGUGCCUCCUCUGCCCCAAGAAGGGCGGCGCCAUGAAGCCCACCCGGAGCGGCACCAAGUGGGUGCACGUCAGCUGUGCUCUCUGGAUUCCAGAGGUGAGCAUCGGAAGCCCUGAAAAAAUGGAGCCCAUCACAAAAGUUUCCCACAUUCCCAGCAGUAGGUGGGCACUCGUGUGCAGCCUUUGUAAUGAAAAAGUUGGAGCUUCUAUACAGUGUUCAGUGAAAAACUGCAGAACAGCCUUUCACGUCACCUGCGCGUUUGACCGCGGCUUGGAGAUGAAGACCAUCUUGGCAGAGAACGAUGAGGUGAAGUUCAAGUCCUACUGUCCCAAGCACAGCUCCACCAAGAAAGCGGAUGCUGAGACUUUGAGUGAAAGCCCAGGUCAGGAGAACAGGAAUGGGAUUCAGGACAGCUCCCUUCCUGCCCACAUGGACCCCUUCCACACCAUGGAUCAAAACCAGGAGGAGGCCCACAGGGUCAGCCUCCGCAAGCAGAAGCUCCAGCAGCUGGAGGACGAGUUCUACACAUUUGUUGAGGCUUUGGAAGUGGCCAAAGUGCUGCGGCUGCCUGAGGAGUCGGUGGAAUUCCUUUACCAGUACUGGAAACUGAAGAGGAAAUCCAAUUUCAAUAAGCCUUUGAUUACCCCAAAGAAGGAUGAGGAGGACAAUCUGGCUAAACGGGAGCAGGAUGUUCUGUUCAGGAGGCUGCAGCUCUUCACACACCUCCGGCAGGACCUGGAGCGGGUGCGUAACCUCACUUACAUGGUGACGCGGAGAGAAAAAAUCAAGAGAUCUGUUUGCAAAGUUCAGGAACAGAUAUUCAACAGCUACACAAAGCAGUUGGAACAAGAAAGAGUUUCAGGUGUGCCUUCCUCAUUCUCCUCCAUGGAAAACACGGUGCUGUUCAACAGCCCGUCGCUGGGCCCCAACGCCCCCAAGAUCGAGGACCUGAAGUGGCAUUCUGCGUUCUUCAGGAAGCAGAUGGGCACAUCUCUGGCCCACUCCUUGAAAAAAACCCACAAGAGAGACAGGGUAAGAGACAGGUCUGGGAACGACAGCAAAUCCCUGCUGAGGCAGCCCAGCCCGAGGGAAGGAGGCGCAGCUCCAGGCAGCUUUUUAAAUUUUGACAAGCCCUUCGCUGAGACACGGGUUGUAUCAGCGCAGCAGAAAAGCAGCGCCGUUCUACCAGAGCACAGGAAGAGAAGAGACAAUCGCCCACAGUGCGAGGUGGCGAAAGCAGAGCUGAAGGAAAAGACUUCUAAACAGAACCACAAACCGCUGAGACCCACGGAACUCUCUCAGAGGCAACUGGAAAACAAAAGGGCUGUGAACCACUCCGGUGGUAGGUCAGCGCCUGGCACUCGGAGGGAUAUAGUGCCUAAAUGUAACGGGGGUCUGGGCAAAGUAAACUCUCAUCAGACAGUAGUUAAAGUGCCUACCACGCCCACGAGCCCGGGGAAAAACUGGGGCGGAUUCCGAAUUCCAAAGAAGGGGGAGAGGCAGCAGCAGGGGGAGAGCCUGGAGGAGACCUGCCGCCAGAACUCCGGCUACCCCUACCUGGGCGUGGGCAGAGUUCCAGCCAAGGAGAGGACGAAAAGCAAGUUAAAGCCUGACAGUGAGAACGAUGGCUACGUCCCCGACGCCGAAAUGAGCGACUCGGAGACAGAAGUGGCUGAGAAGAAGUGCAGGCAGCAGAGGCUCAGUCCCAGCAGCAGCAUCGGCAGGAGGACAGACAUUAUUCGGAGGAGCAUCCUGGCGACCUGACUGGAGACAGCGAUGGGGGCACCAGAGUCACUGCCUACAAGCCAACUCCACCUUACUCAUCAGUGUGAGAGAGGAGCAUUCUUGGAGCUACAGACUGACAAAAUGAAAGGCCAUUUUUUCUGAGUUGUAUAAGUAUGUUUACAUGCACUUAAAGCUGUUUUAAGCUCUUUGGUUUUGUUUUAUUUUGUUGUUUUUUUUUUUUCCUCUGCCCCAUCCACACCCCCCACCCUCCCCAUUUCUGUGAGAAGUUGGAAUCUCCCUUAUUUGCAAUUUUCUUGAGUAGGCAAAAAAGUGACAUCACUACUAAAACAGGAGUUGGGAUGCACAUAGCUCACAAAAAUCUUUUAAAAGGGGCUGGAUGUGGGGUAGGCAGAAUCAGGCUGUAUUCAUCCCUUCUAGCUAAAAGGCACUGAAACUUUGACUCCCUUCCCCUGACUUCUGGAAAAGCACAAGCUCUUAAUUUAACUCGUGUGUAUUGAAUGGAAGAUGGUUGUUAGACCAUACUGCACUGCACUGGUAAGUCCCAGUAGAAAUGCUCUCUGUCCCUGGGCAGGGACAACUCUUUCUUCUCUCUUUGCAGAAUGUGUUCUGUUGUGUUCAGUUUGAGCACAGGUGGCAGCUCAAACUAUGCUCCAGAGUUUACUAAAUGAUGACCAGGCACAGCCACAACGUUGCACUGGAGGAGGAGGAAGGGACAGGGCAGGGCUUGAAAGAUUGGGACUGACACAAAGGAUGUUCCCAAAUGGCUCAGUUCUGAGCAAGGAGCAGGUUUGGGGGUUCCAGCACUCCAUGGAAUAACCUGUCACCCAUAGUCAGGCACCUGCUUUUGGGAGUGUGAUGACAAUUCCAGACAGAAGUUUUCUAUGGCACUAGGCAGGAGGAUUUCCCAAAGGCCACCACAGAUGCACUAAUGAUAUGUACUGGGAGAGUCAGGCUUAUGACACUAAAAGGUUGCUUUAAAUGGACACAAAUAUAUAUUUUUAAAUAGGGUAAAACACAAAGGCAAUACAUUGUGAUUAGCUCUUUACAGUCAAGCAAAGAAAAAACUAUUUCAUUCUAUUAUGGAUUAGAUUUGAUGGAAAAGGGAACUUGUAUUCUGACUGUGUACUUUUUUAAUAAUUGCAAGUGGCAAUAAUGAGUAAGCUGUGAGCAAUAAUAUAAACAGGUCGUGAGGAUACUGUUUUGUACUGAGUAGAGUGAACACAUCGCAGUGGAGCAUUAGGAGCCUGUACAUUUUGGAAUUUUUCAUAGAUGUAGGAGAGGUAUGUACCGGUGAAAAAGUUGUAGCAGCAAUGUGUUAAUGGAGAGACAGGCAUAAAGAGCCUCCUUCUCCUCCCCUUUCCCACUCCCAGCCUGCUGUUACGGCAUCCACUCACCUUGGAAUGCUUGACCUUUGCCUCCCGAGGAGGGAACACUGACAACACACAAUUCCUCUGCCAUAGGACUGAGGAUUCAAUCAGAAAAUAAAAAAGGCUUAAAACCCUAUCUUGCUAUGCAAGGUAAUGUUAUCAAUUAAAUAUUUUACCAGAAUGCAUCCCUGUUAUGUAAGGUAAUACACUUUCAAAAUCCUGUUGCUGGUCCCAAGAAUGAUACAUAACUUACAGAGGUGAUAGUCAGGUAGGGCACUGGUGACUGAGGUUACAUAGUCACUCUUGGGAUGUCUUCAAAGUACAAUCAGCAGACAGAGAAAAGGCCAGUAAGUUCUACUCAACAUCCAGCAACAUUCUCCAGACAGGCACUGGUAUUUUCUGUAAGAAAGAAGCUCAUGACCACACAGGAAUUGUCAAGCCAUAGGUGGAAUACCCUAAAUUUGGAUUCUGAGUAAACCUUUAACCUCACAGCCCUUGGACAGAGGUACCUUGUUAAUUUGCACUAUAUAUCAGGAACGCUUAUGUUGUGCAGAGUGAAUGCCUUAGCUGCUGUGUCCCCUGGCACUGAGGGCAGAAAGCUUUGUGAGGUUUCCAGUGGAGCUGACCCCAAACCAAAAAGGCUGUGGUACGACCAGCUCUGUAAGUUAGUUUUGUCCCUGUGCUUGGCCCUCAGCAGGAGGUGUUACAGGUACUGCAGUGGCAAACCCACCCCGUGUUUUACUGGCAUUUGGUGGAUUUCUGUUUCCAAGCGUGACCUUUCCUUGUGCUGACUGACCAAGAGAUCUUUGAUAUGAUCCGUGUGUUCUGUAGGCUAGCUGAACGUCUGUAGAGUUGCCUGGAAUGCCAUUUGUUAGGUUAUAAACUCACACAGAUCUAAAUGAAGGGUUCAUGUUGUGUACAAAUCUUGAUUUCAGAAGUUUGAGACAAUUGUGAUGACAUUUGUAAAAUUUGUACAGAUUUUUCACUAUGUGCCUAGCUUUGGUGUCCAUUCAGCUGAAAUUAAUUAAAAGGUGCAUGAAGAGAAACAGAAAUAAAAAAGUAUAUGUAGAGAUGACUAUUUUAUAUUACAUGGCCCAAUCCUGUAUUUAUUUUCUCCCUUUUUUGAAGUAUUUCUAAAGACCUAGUUGAAACAGCUGUAUUUUUUGUUAAAAUAUUCCGUAGAAUUGUGCCUUUUGUCUGUAUGUGAAUAAAUGCUGUACAUUUUUGCAGUAUGCU